GAGUAAUUACAAUAAAAAUGUUUUGAUCGUGCAAAGAACAACAGCGUUUGUGUUAACGUGAGGUGUAAAUAAAAAACUUCGUGAUAAACGCAGAAAAUAUAGUGAAAAUGGAAAGAAAUGAUACUGAACGUAAGGAGAAGGAAGAGAUAGAGAUAAUAGAGACGAUGGAGAAGUUCGGCAGGUAUCAGAUGCUGCAGUACUUCUUGAUCUGCCUACCCGCUGUAGUUGUCACCAUGUUAAAUGUUAACUAUGUGUUCGUCGCUGGAGACAUUAAUUAUAGAUGUCGUAUACCAGAAUGUGAUGAUCAAUAUCCAGUGUACAAUACAUCAUGGUGGCCGAACAAGAACAUAGACAGGUGUACGAGGCCAUUGGUCAAGGAACUUACAGGGGGAUCGUGCACCAAUGAUAGUUUCACUGAGGCUGUCGCAGUCUGCACGGAAUGGGUGUACGAAACCAAUGAAACUGUUGUUGCCGAGUUGGAUCUCGGAUGUCAGCCUUGGAAGAUAAAUCUGAUCGGCACAAUGCACAACAUUGGCAUGUCCCUCGCAAUGAUGGCCUCAGGAUGGCUGUGUGAUAGAUUCGGUCGUAUGCCAACAUUAAUCAUGUGCUCGGUUGGAAGCUGCGUCGGUCUGUUGAAAAUUUUCACAUCAACCUACUCUGUGUACGUGGUGAUAGAAAUGCUAGAAGCCACAAUCUCUAGCGGAGCGUACACGGCUGGCAUGGUAUUAAUGAUAGAAAUCGGUGGUAAAAACAACAGAGUUUUAGCUGGAGUUAUAUUCGCUUAUGCUGUUUACCUUGGAGAGACGUUGUACGCUAUUAUUGCAAUGUUCCUGCCUUACUGGAAACAUCUCGUCGCUGCUAUUUAUAGCCCUUCAAUAGCAUUCGUCUUAUUAAUAUUUGUUCUCAAAGAAAGUCCUCGAUGGCAAUUACUGAAUGAUAAAACUGAACUUGCUAAGAAUACACUAUUACUAGUAGCAAAAGUUAACAAAGUAAAUAUUGAUAGAGAGAAAUUGCUUCAUAUGAAUGCAGAGGAUUUAAAAAAGGAAUAUAAUAUAAACAGUUAUGAAGAGAGAGAAGGUUUUAUGGCUAUAUUUAAAUCUAGAGAGAUGAUAAAGAGAGCGAUAGUCGCUGCGUUUUGUAAGUUCACGGUUGGUUUUGUGUAUUAUGGCUUGAUGAUAAACUCUGUCUUCUUGCCUGGCAGUAAAUACACUAACUUCAUGUUGGCCACCGCCAUGUCUUACCCGGGAGAGUUAUUAUCUUUGUACUUAAUGAAUAAAGUUGGAAGGAAAUUUCCAUUGAUAUUUGGGUACUUAAUUUGUGGUGUGCUCUGCGCUGUAACUGGUUGGAUACCUGAAGCUUACACUUGGCUUAAAAUAACCAUAUUCCUAUUGGGUAAGCUGAUAAUAUCAGUCUGUUACACUGGAGUGAUAACAUACACGAUGGAACUCUUCCCUACAAGUGUAAGAGGCACUAUGCUCGGCGUGUGCUCCGUCAGUGCGGGCAUAGGUAGCAUGAUUGCGCCUUUAACCCCUAUACUUAACUCAGUGUCCGUAGUCCUGCCGCCGAUGAUAUUUGGUAUCACAGCAUUAAUUUCUGGUGUACUUCUCAUACGUACUCCGGAGACCAAAGACGCACCAUUAAUGGAUACAAUACAGCAAGUAGAUUUAGCCCAGUCGUUAAUUCCAAGAAAAAAACCAAAUGUAGAUAUCGAAAUUACAUACGAAUUUAAUAAAAAUAAUAAAGAUUGAAUCUGUUUUUUUAUUUUUAUUAAAAACUAUCUUUGAA
Molecule: messenger RNA, 1785 nt
Organism: Papilio machaon (common yellow swallowtail)
Lineage: Eukaryota; Metazoa; Arthropoda; Insecta; Lepidoptera; Papilionidae
Product: solute carrier family 22 member 3
Exons: 7
Coding region: 108-1748 (546 amino acids)
Biological process (GO): transmembrane transport
Molecular function (GO): transmembrane transporter activity
Source: RefSeq, a predicted model, not a curated record